UUUUUCGCCUACGGUCAACGCCCGGUCAUUAACUGUCAUACGUGACGUGUGUGUGGCUUUUGUUGAUACGCCAUUGUUGUGCUAGCUAGGUUAGCAUCACAUGCUACAUCUCUUUGACUAUUCGAGGUACUGUAUUUUAUAACCUGGGCGUCCUUGACAGUGAAGACAAAGGUGCCUGGGGACCAGCCACCAUGGUACGCUUGACCGCUGAUCUGAUCGCCAAAUCGAAAAACAACUUCAAGAAGAAGAAGAGAGGCAUCACGCUCCAAGAGUAUCUUAGGACCUUGACCCACCUGUACUUUUCCAGCCAGAAUAUUGAGGAUAUUGGCGACCUUUCCAUGUGCAGGAACCUCACCGUCCUCUAUCUGUACGACAAUCACAUCCCGCGCAUUUGCAACCUGGACUUUGCGUGCAACCUCACGCAUCUGUACCUGCAGAACAACGACAUCACACAUAUUGAGAACCUCUCCAAUCUGCUCAAACUCUCCAAGCUCUAUCUGGGUGGUAACAGGAUUACGGUGGUAGAGGGCUUGGAGCGACUGAGCAAGCUGGAGGAGCUGCACGUGGAGAGUCAGCGGCUGGCACCAGGGGAGAAGUUGCUCUUUGACCCCAGGACCCUCCGCUCCCUUGCCAAAUCUCUCUGCGUCUUCAACAUCAGUAACAACAGCAUUGAUGAAGUCGGGGACCUGGCCGCGCUGUGGGAAAUCCAACAUUUCUCUGCUACUGAUAAUAAGUUGGCCAAUAUUGAGGAAUUAGAGGAGGUGUUCGGGUCCUGGCCUUGGCUCCUUCAAAUGGACUUACGCGGGAAUCCUGUGUGUAAGACGCCAAAAUACAGAGACAAACUGAUCACAGCGUGCAGAAGACUCAAGGUGCUCGACGGCCGCGACAUCCAUGAGGUGACCAGGGAGUUCCUCAUUAAUUGGAAAGCAUCCAAAGAAGCAAAGAAGAAGAAAAGUAAACAUGUGAUGGCAAAUUUGAACUCACCUCCCUUAACAAAUGAUGUAACGAUGGGUCAAGGUGCACGUCCGCCUCACGUCUGCUGCCAUGCUAACAUGCAUGGAUGGAAACCGCAGCAACCUUACAGGGUGCAGCAACUGAAAGGUUCUCUGUACAGACAGCUCAACCAUGUGGCCGUCACGUCAGAUAUGCAUACAUAAUACCACUGAAUGUGUUUCACCUAGAAUGGAUUAAUCUGUUUGAUCUACAUCCUUUGUAUUAUUUAAUCUAUGGCUGCAAUUCACUGCACAAGUGUCCAUAGUAUGGACCGGGAGCCAUUUGUGGCUUGCUGUUUGUUUUUUGUUUAUUUUAUUGGCCAGGUGGCACAUUGUAGAAACACAAUUAAAGAGAAUGAUACUAAU
Doryrhamphus excisus (bluestripe pipefish) is the source of this 1358-nucleotide messenger RNA. RefSeq names its product protein phosphatase 1, regulatory subunit 42 (gene ppp1r42). Lineage: Eukaryota; Metazoa; Chordata; Actinopteri; Syngnathiformes; Syngnathidae. The record is from RefSeq and is a predicted model, not a curated record. Gene Ontology annotation, molecular function: protein binding.